UUGGGCCUUUUGUAUUGGUCCCUCAAGCAGGAUGUAGGAAAAGCCCAAUACCGGCAACGAAGACGAAUUUCGCUCUCGUCUGCCGUUUCACCUCCACCGGGCGGGCGGCGGCGGCGGAUGUUUCUUCCGUUCUCCCGAAACCCGGCCAUCGACGGCGGCGAUUCGGUGAUCCCAAAGCUCAAACCCUAGACCCUCCACCUUGCCCGUGAAUCCCGGCGACAUCAGAAGUUCGCGAUGAAGAUCGCCGUCGAAGGUUGUAUGCAUGGAGACCUCGACGGUGUGUACAAGACCCUUCAGUACAUCGAGCGUCAGCGCGGCAUCAAGGUCGACCUUCUCCUCUGUUGCGGCGACUUUCAGGCUGUGAGGAAUGAGAGAGAUUUAGAGAGCUUGAAUGUGCCCAGGAAGUAUCGAGCGAUGAACUCGUUCUGGAAGUACUUUUCCGGGGAGGAGGUCGCACCCGUUCCAACUAUAUUCAUUGGCGGGAAUCAUGAAGCUUCCAAUUACUUGUGGGAAUUGUACUAUGGAGGAUGGGCAGCACCUAACAUAUACUUCUUGGGGUUUGCUGGGGUGGUCAAGUUUGGGAACAUCCGUAUUGGUGGACUCUCUGGAAUUUAUAAUGCACGUCAUUAUCGUUUAGGACACUAUGAGAGGCCCCCUUAUAACGAGGAGACCAUCAGGUCUGUUUACCACGUUCGUGAAUAUGAUGUGUACAAACUUAUGCAAGUUGAGGAACCAAUCGACAUUUUUCUUUCCCAUGAUUGGCCUCUUGGAAUCACUGACUAUGGAAACUCUAAAAAACUCAUACAGCAGAAGCCAUUUUUUGAGAAAGAGAUUUUUCAAAGGACUCUUGGAAAUAAGGCUGCAGCUCAACUGCUGGGGGAGCUAAAACCAGCUUAUUGGUUUUCUGCCCAUCUACACUGCCAAUUUGCUGCUUCAGUUGAACACGGUGAAGGUGGCCCAGUGACCAAUUUUCUUGCACUGGAUAAGUGCCUACCAGGCCGCAAGUUUUUACAGAUUGUUGAUAUUGAAUCAGAGCCGGGACCACAUGAGAUUUUGUAUGAUGAGGAAUGGCUAGCAAUAACGCGGAAGUUCCAUUCUGUCUUCCCUUUGACCACUAAAAGUGCAGAUUUUGGGGCCGUUCAACUUGACAUGCAAGAAUGUCAACAAUUGGUCAGGAGCAGACUUCAAGAAAGAGGUGCUCGACCUUUUGAAUUUGAAAGGACAGUUCCAUGUCACAAUCCCUCUCAAUCCUCUCCUAAUGGUUCUCCAGCAUUGCCUCGAAACCCUCAGACAGAAUCUUUAUUGCAGCUACUGGAACUUCCUUAUCUUCUUGAUCUCACAUCAGAAUCGAGGGAUCCAAUCAGCAGUCCUGCUUCAAUGAUCUACCGAGGUUCUUUGGGCGCUGAUAGUGAAGAAAUUCCUAUUGAUGAUAUUGAUGAAUUAGAAGAGCAUGCAGAAGACAAUGUUGAAACUGAGGAUGAAUAUUUAUUAAAUGCUGCUUUGAAUGAUGAUAAAAAUCAAUUUCCUCUCUCACUCCGAGUAAGUUGUUUUCAGCAGCUCUUAUCACUGAUAAUUUCUGUGCAGGAUUCACCCGAAAGCUUCAUGGAGACCAGAGUUUUCACUUUGAAUCAUCUCAUUUUUCUCGUCAUCUUCCUAGCUCAUGUGGUUGCCUCUUCCGCUCAGCUGUCUUUUGGCUUCUAUGCUGCUUCAUGUCCUGCUGCUGAAUCCAUAGUCAGGAACACAGUGAGAUCAGCUUCUUCCAGUGACCCCACAAUCCCUGGGAAGCUCCUUCGAUUACUCUUUCAUGACUGCUUCGUGGAGGGUUGCGAUGCAUCCGUGCUUAUACGAGGAAAUGGAACAGAGCAAAAUGAUCCAGCUAAUACAUCACUUGGAGGAUUUUCUGUCAUAGACUCAGCUAAAAGGGUUUUAGAAUUAUUCUGUCCAGGAACUGUUUCUUGCGCCGAUAUAAUUGCAUUAGCUGCCAGGGAUGCUGUUGAACUGACUGGAGGGCCUGCAGUUCAGAUUCCAACAGGUAGGAAAGAUGGGAGAGUUUCUGCAGCUUCAAAUGUAAGACCCAACAUCGUGGAUACAAGUUUUACAAUCAACGAGAUGAUUAAACUCUUCUCAUCUAAGGGGCUGUCCUUGGCUGAUCUUGUCGCACUGUCAGGUGCACAUACCAUAGGAGCGGCUCACUGCAGUGCAUUCAGCGACAGAUUCCAAGCUGACUCCAAGGGGAAGUUCACCCUAAUUGACUCAUCCCUCGACAAGAAUUAUGCAGAGGAACUCAUGAGACGGUGCCCUGCAGGUGCUAGUCCUUCCAUUACAGUUAACAACGACCCUGAAACAUCCUUGUCAUUUGACAAUCAGUACUACCGAAAUCUCUUGUUGCACAAGGGGCUAUUUCAGUCAGAUUCUGUACUGGUAAAGGAUAACAGAACAAGGGAGAAAGUAGAGAAUUUCGCAAAUGACCAGGACAGUUUCUUUGCAAGCUGGGCUCAGUCAUUCUUGAAGCUCAGUGUAGUUGAAGUAAAAACAGGCAAUGCGGGGGAGGUGAGACAAUCUUGCUCACUUAUUAACGGGUGAAAAUGAAAGGUUUUGAAGUUUUUUUUCUCUUUCACUUUCUCAGAAAGAAAUUAAGAAAAAUGUAAUUCCUCAUAGUUCUCUGUCCAGAGCUGCUGUCACUUGAAGAUAGUCCUAUUAUUCAUAAUGUCAGUUGCCAGGAAGUUUGUGUAGCAACGGGAUCUUUCUUUUU
Molecule: messenger RNA, 2752 nt
Organism: Eucalyptus grandis
Lineage: Eukaryota; Viridiplantae; Streptophyta; Magnoliopsida; Myrtales; Myrtaceae
Product: lariat debranching enzyme
Exons: 13
Coding region: 235-2583 (782 amino acids)
Biological process (GO): mRNA splicing, via spliceosome; hydrogen peroxide catabolic process; response to oxidative stress
Cellular component (GO): nucleus
Molecular function (GO): peroxidase activity; heme binding; RNA lariat debranching enzyme activity
Source: RefSeq, a predicted model, not a curated record